AUGGCUGAUAAUGAGGAAUACAUUGAAAGAUUAAAUUCUAUCUCCAUACAAAUUAAUCGUUAUUUUGCAGUACUCAUAUUCGUCUUUGGUAGUGUAGGAAAUAUUCUUAAUUGUUUAGUUUUAUCUCAACAAUCAUUACGUUCCAAUCCAUGUGCUGUACUUUUUCUUGUUUCUUCAUUUAUUGAUCUGAUUUCUAUUCUUGUUGGUUUAACACCACGAAUCUUAGCUGGUUGGAAUCUCGAUCCGACUGCAACUAUCGACUGGAUGUGCAAACUUCGAACCUUUAUCACCUUUAGUACACGGACGAUGGCGAUAUGGUUAAUUACACUGGCUACACUUGAUCGAUGGUUGUUGUCUUCGCCUAAUCACCGUCGACGAAAAUUAAGUUCAUUGAAAAAUGUCAAACUUGGCAUGCAUAUUUGCAUAAUUCUAUCGAUUCUCUUCUAUGUUCAUAUGUUUAAUUGUUAUGAAGCAAAUCUUAUUGAUCAGCCGUUGAAAUGCUAUGGGAAAACAAUCGCGUGUCGUCUGGCCACGGACAUAAUUUAUGUCAUAAUGACGAUAUUUCUUCCGUCAACUCUAAUGGUAUUCUUUGGAAUAUUGAUUGUUUCAAAUGUUCGAUAUCUUCGUAUGCGAACGCACAAAGUUUCAUUGAGAUCUCGACAUUCAAGAACAGGCCAGUUCAAAUUAAAGAGAACUGAUCAUCAUCUGCUUCGAAUGUUGCUUGUACAAGUUCUUCUUUUAAUUAUAUUUUGUAUUCCACAAGCCAUACAGAAGUUUUAUAUUACUUUUAAGCGAUUCCUUGUUGUUGAUGAACGUGCGGAGGCUUUAAAUCGAUUUUUAUACAAUAUUGAAGUUUUAUUAGCAUUCAUUGCUAGUGGAAUGCCGUUUUAUUUGUAUACACUCAGCGGUGGAACUGUUUUUCGGGAAGCAUCGAAGAAUUUGUUCAAGAAGCUUUAUAGAAAAUUCAAAUGUUGUUCAUGA
Messenger RNA from Adineta ricciae, 981 nucleotides. The record is from the annotation of a GenBank genome assembly. NCBI's taxonomy places the organism in Eukaryota, Metazoa, Rotifera, Eurotatoria, Adinetida, Adinetidae.